AUGGUGGAGGACCUGGAUUCAGAACGUGUCGGUGUUGACAAGGAGAUUGACUCCCAUGUUCUGUCGUAUGUGGAGCCUCCAAUUCAUAGUUUCCCCAGCCGUUUGCGCGGUCCCCAGAACUCCACAAAUCUCUCUCGUUCGACGGAUCUCUCUGGUAUGAAGACUGGUAGGGUGGAAGCGAUUGAUAGGAUGGGAUCAGAGAAGAUUGCAUCCGCGAGGACUGCGGAGGGAAUCGUGAUUGGCGGUUGGACGAAGAUCGAGGGUGACAGAUAUUUUCAAACCGUUAUUCUUCCUCCAGAAGAUCAAGAAGAUCUUGUUCUUCUAGCAUAUCGCGUAUAA
Molecule: messenger RNA, 339 nt
Organism: Linum trigynum
Lineage: Eukaryota; Viridiplantae; Streptophyta; Magnoliopsida; Malpighiales; Linaceae
Source: the annotation of a GenBank genome assembly